AUGGGAAUGGAAGACUAUAAAUAUCGCUCCCAAUUCCUCAGAAAUCCAUCAGAAGUCUUUCUUCUGCUCUCAUUCCGAAUGAAUAUUCUGACUCUCUUCAUCUUCUGCCUCCUGGCCAUCACGUCUCCAGUCAUCGCUCGUGGACGUCGUUGCCAUUCGAGCACUCAAUGCGACUAUGAAUCCGUCUGCUACGAGGGAUACUGUUAUACCAUCGACGAGAUGUUCGACAAAUACACGAAAGCUCUGGAAAGUCUCAAAUCAGCUGUCACAUCACAAGUACGAAACGGAGGAACCGGCGGAGGUUCCCGUCAAGCAGUCAAACGAUCCGGAUUCGAAGCGAAACGAAAGAGUCGUCCGAAUGCUCGUGGAGAGAAACCGUGGCUCAAAAAGAAGGCGGAGUCAGAGCAUUAA
Caenorhabditis remanei is the source of this 411-nucleotide messenger RNA. RefSeq lists its product as uncharacterized. The record is from RefSeq and is a predicted model, not a curated record. NCBI's taxonomy places the organism in Eukaryota, Metazoa, Nematoda, Chromadorea, Rhabditida, Rhabditidae. The coding region runs from base 1 to 411 and encodes 136 amino acids. The transcript has 2 exons.